AUGGCUGGGUUUGACGAGCCUUCUGCGUCGUAUGGAGAGACGAAAGAUCGCGCAAAAGUGGAGUUGCAUGACCUCAGCGAGGGAAGUCCGAUUGAGGGCAAGUAUAUGGGAACUGAUUCGGACCGCCACGACAUGUUAGUGCUGGGAAGGAAGCAGGUCUUACGACGCAACUUCCAAUUCCUAUCUACCGUGGGCUUCGCAGCCGUCCUGAUCUCUACCUGGGAGAUUCUCUUCGCCAACGUCCUUUUCAGCUUGACAGAUGGUGGUACUGCAGGCAUAUUUUGGGGUUAUACGGUAACAGUCAUUGCGAGUAUCUUCAUUUACCUCAGUGUAGGAGAGAUGGCCUCGAUGUCCCCUACCGCGGGAGGCCAGUAUCACUGGGUCUCAGAAUUCUCCCCCCCUUGGUGCCAGAAGUAUCUCAGCUACAUCACAGGCUGGAUUCUUGCAACAGGGUGGCAAGGAUCUGUGGUGGGGCUUUCUUUCCUGGCGGGGACUAUCAUCCAAGGCCUCAUUACUCUGAACAACAGCAGCUAUAACCCUCAGCCAUGGCAUGGCACACUACUCGUCAUUGCAGUGGUACUGUUUGCUAUUGUUUUCAAUACAUCUAUGGCCAAGCAGUUGCCAAUGGUGGAAAUUGUCAUACUGUUCAUUCACAUUCUUGGCCUCUUUGCCAUUGUCAUCCCCCUUCUGGUCAUGGCACCUUCGCGUAACAGUGGCAGGACAGCCCUGCUGGACUUCUACAACGGUGGAAACUGGUCAACUGUCGGUCUUGCAACGAUGAUUGGCUUACUCACCCCUCUGGGCUCUAUGCUUGGCUUUGACUGCGCUGUACAUAUGUCCGAAGAAAUCAGAGACGCUUCCGACACCCUCCCAAGAUCUAUUUUUUGGGGUGUAGUCCUCAAUGUCAUCCUUGGGUACCUCGCUGUCUUCACGCUCUGCUUCACAAUUACCGAUCCCUCGGCCAUACUUAAUACUGCCACCAAGUAUCCUUUUAUCCAGCUGUUCUACAACAUUACCAACAGCUACGUCGGCACCAACAUCAUGGUCGCCAUUAUAAUCAUCGCAUUAGUAUGUGCUGUGAUUGCAGAAAUUGCCACAGCAUCUCGGCAGAUCUGGUCCUUUGCCCGCGAUGGAGGUUUGCCAUUUUCGCCCUUCCUAUCAAAGGUCUCCCCGAGCUUUCCCAUCCCCCUAAACGCAGUCAUAGUUUCCUUCCUCUGCGGCAUCGUCAUCAGCCUAAUCAACCUCGGCUCCGCCGUCGCUCUCAACGCCAUCAUCUCCCUCACCAUCUCCGCCCUCUUAGCCUCCUACAUCCUAUCCAUCGGCUGCAUCCUCUCCAAGCGUCUGCGCCGCGAACCGCUGCCAUCGGCGCGCUGGUCGCUAGGCCGCGCGGGAAUGGCAGUCAAUAUCAUCGCGCUGGUGUUCUUGGUGGCUUUCUUUGUGUUUUGCUUCUUCCCGACGGCUACGCCGGUGCAGCCGGAUACGAUGAAUUGGAAUAUUGUCAUGUUUGGGGGAAUCUUUGUGUGGGCUACGGUCUUUUAUGUGGUGAAGGGGAGGAAGACCUUGAAAAAGAUUGCAACAGUCCAAGACAGUGAUGUGCCUGCAACAGGCACAGCCACUCCUUCAAUUCCAAAGAAACGAGCCUCGGAGGCUGAAGUUGGACCAAGCGCCCUAAGAAAUACGUCACACGCGUCGUUGGGGCCGGAACGCCAAAAGUCUUUACCAAUACCAGGACGUAAAGCCCAUCUUGAACAGGAUCAUCAACUCGCUCAACAAGAUCAGGAUGGACAGAGCAGAACGACGGAACGAGGAUCAAAAUCAAUGGAUGAGAGGCCGUUGCUGGACAAAAUUUCAGAAGAGCCUGACGUGAUGUUUGAUGACAACGAUAUCUCUCAUCACCAGCGUGUCGUCUGUUCUCCCGAAAGUCCCGUUCUUCCACGUCCGCACCAAAGACAUGCUCUCCCAUUGCCGCCUGAUCCUGUCAAUCACUUCCGUGAAGCUUCGCCUCGACCUCAGUCCCGCAAUUCAACCCUCAAGGGUCCUCGGACAUCUCAAGGCGAGAUAUCCGACCAUGCUGCGUAA
Letharia lupina is the source of this 2079-nucleotide messenger RNA. RefSeq lists its product as uncharacterized. Gene Ontology annotation, molecular function: transmembrane transporter activity. Bases 1 to 2079 code for a protein of 692 amino acids. The record is from RefSeq and is a predicted model, not a curated record. Gene Ontology annotation, cellular component: membrane. NCBI's taxonomy places the organism in Eukaryota, Fungi, Ascomycota, Lecanoromycetes, Lecanorales, Parmeliaceae. Gene Ontology annotation, biological process: transmembrane transport. The transcript is spliced from 10 exons.